Coregonus sp. 'balchen' is the source of this 7182-nucleotide messenger RNA. The record is from the annotation of a GenBank genome assembly. Lineage: Eukaryota; Metazoa; Chordata; Actinopteri; Salmoniformes; Salmonidae.
UCUAUUUCCGGUACAUCAUGGCGCCCCCCACACCUCAUUUAGCAGGUGGGUUAAUUCAUUGAAGAGUAAACUCUUUAUUUGUUUACGUGUUGUUUUAGAUGUUAACCUGGGUUGUAGAAUAUACGCAACGGCCCAUCUUAACUGUCACGUGAGUUGGAAUGUUGAAUAAUUUCCUUACUUUCAAUUCGACUGUGACCUGCUGUUGACAGAGUAAUGUUACAAGCUAGCCAAACGCUUUCUAAACAUUUUGGCAGAUGCUGUAGCAUGCAAGCCCAAUUCCGUUCCAAUCAGAUUGACCUCAUGCUGAUGAUAAUGUAGCUAAUUCUUUAAUCUUACAUAGGUAUUACAUAAUUGAUUUUAUACUAACUGCUGCUGUUAUUGUGAUCACACAGUCCGGGGAUCUGACGGGACAGUGCUGCUCCGUGGACCACCAAACUGCGAAAAGAAUGCAGAUUUUCAAAGGUCAUUCCCGUUCUAUCAGACAUAACAAUGUUAAAUUGUUAGCCAAAUCAAUCACUGUGCAUGUGUUGCAAAUUCCAUUUUAUUUACUAAACCUUUCAAUUUCAGGGACCCUCUGCAAAGUAAAUAUGUGGCUUUCAGCAAGGACGGGACAUUGUUUGCAUGGUGCAAUGGAGAGAAGUAAGAAAAGCUACAUCGUGGCACUAUGUCUGCGUCCAAAAUUGCACCCGAUUCCCUAUAUUGUACACCACUUUUGACCCGAGCCCUAUGUAUCAGUUUGCAGAAGUAGUAUAUAACCCUUGCAAUGCUGUAGUGUGAAUGACAUUAGUCCUGUAGACUACCUCUUCAGUCAUUGGAAUCUUUUGCAUACAUUGAGACUGGUCCGAUCACAGUAGUUGUCAUGCCCAUGUUUUGUUUGUCAGGGUCACUGUUGUGAAGGUUGCAGAUGGCUCUCAAGUCAGGUUGUUUGACCUUCCAAAGACUACAAUGUUGGAGUUCUCUCCACUGAACACUGUGCUGGCUACAUGGCAGGUGUAUAGCAGUAAGUUUCAACAACUAUAAAAACAAGGUUUUAGUAGAUGAUGGAAAUCACUGACUCUUGAAAUUGUACUCCUUAGCAUUUUUCAGUAAUCUAUUAAUGGCUAAAGGGCUCUACACACUACGCAAACUGAGUGAUGGAGCAUCACUUUCUACGUAGUUCUAUGUACCUUUGUUUCACUGAGUUUUUUUGAAGCAACAUUUUUUUAACGGACUGAAUACGUCACUCUGUUUGCGUAGUGUGUUAGAGCCCUCAAGCAGGCACACAAGUAGGUAGUCGAAAUGUAUUCUGUUUGAAACUAGAUAUAAAUUGAAUGUCAUGUCCAGUCAAAUCAUAUCACAUUUUAUUUGCCACAUGCGCCGAAUACAACAGGUGUAGACAUUACAGUGAAAUGCUUACUUACAAACCCUUAACCAACAAUGCAGUUUUAAGAAAAAGAAGUGUUAAGUAAAAAAAUAGAUAAGUAAAAAGAAGAAAAAUAAUAGAUAAACAUUAUGUACAAAAUAAGUUACAAAUAACACGAAAAAACACACACAAUAGCACAAUUGGUUAGGAGCUGUAAAACGGCAGCCAUCUUCUCCGGCGCCAUUAUGAAUGCAUUGCAAAAUAUGGUUUGUGGUUGUUUGUGCUGCACUAGCACUCAUCUUUACAAUAGGUAAUGUAAUGAUAUUUUCCCUUUCUCUUGUCAGAGACACAAGACAACCCACAGGGAGAUGCCAACUUGCAGCUGUGGGAUUUGCAAACUGGGACCUGCCUCAAGGCUCUCUACCAGAAGAAGGUACAGGGAUGGUAAGUUUGCACCGUUGUCUAUUAUUGUGUGUUUGUCCAUCUGUGAGGAAAUGCUGAGGAUUAGCCAGCAGCAUAACACCCUGCAUCCCACUACUGGCUUUCCUCUGAAGCUAAGCAGGGUCGGUCUUGGUCGGUCCCUGGAUGGGAAACCAGAUGCUGCAGGAAGUGGUGUUGGUCCAAUAGGGGGCAGUUUUCCCUCUGGUCUAAGGAGAUCCUAAUGCCCCGGGGCAGUGAAGGCGACAUUACCCUGCGUAAGUUGCCGUCUUUCGGAUGGGACAUUAAAACGGGUGUCCUGACUCUCUGUGGUCACUAAAGAUCCCAUGGCACUUAUCUUAAAAGUAGGGGUGUUAAAUUCCCAUCCUGGCCCCUUUCAAUCAUCCCCAGCUUCCAAUUAGCUCGUUCAUCCCCUUUCCUUCCCCCUGUAACUCUUCCCCAGGUCGUUGCUGUAAAAGAGAAUAUGUACUCAGUCAACUUACCUCGUAAAAUAAGGGUAAAUAAAUAAAUGAGUAUGUGUUGCCCAUUAAUGAUGCACAGAUUGAAUUAGACUGAAUUAGAACCUGGGUCUCCUGUGUGUCUGUUAAGCUAAAGGCUAGGACCAAGUCUCAGACAAGGUUACUACUCAUGUGAGUAUGAUUUAAUGAACCAUCUCUGUUACACAGAUGAUGGACUUGGGAAGGCUAGAUAAUGUCUGCCACCACUUUAUCCUGCUGUCGGUCAUUAUCACCCCUCGCUCCAUUGAAUAGAAACUAAGUUUUUAGUUAUAUGUUUGCAUCACGCCCUUUAUUUUCUGAACAGAUUGGUUUUGUCUUGUCAAUGUGUACAGGUGUCCAAGCUGGUCAGAUGACGAGAAGAUUGCAGUCAGGAGUGUUAACAAUGAACUUCACUUUUUUGAGAACAAUGACUUUAGUAAGUAUCUUCAUUGCCCCUUUUAUUUAUUGAAAGUUUAUUCAACCAGGAAUUCCCGUUGAGGUCAAGAGAUCUCCUUAACAAUGGAGAACUAGCCAUGAUGGCAGCUCCAUACUGAUGUGACAUAUGGAACCAAUCAUUUAUUGAGAGAACUAGGUAGCGCUUGUGCACUUUCUAUUGUAAAAGUACCAAUAUUUGUAUUAGUUCAUCGUCUCUUUUUCCAGUCACCAUUGCCAAUAAGCUGCACUUGCAGAAGGUGUCCGAGUUUAUGCUGUCCCCUGGAAGUCAGCCUAGUAAGGUAUACCUUUUGUUUGAUCUUGUUUCCUGCAGAUAGACUUAACAAUUCAUGUAUCUGUUUGGUUAGCUGACUGUAGAAGAGGGUAUUGACAUUUGCCACUGUGUUUCUGCUGAAGGUGGCUGUUUAUGUCCCUGGGAGCAAAGGUGCCCCCUCGUUUGUCCGGCUAUACCAGUACCCCAACUUUGGUGGCCCGACCUGUGCUCUGGCCAACAAGAGUUUCUUUAAGGCCGACAGGGUGACCAUGCUGUGGAACAAAAAAGGUUGGUCAACGUUUAUAAUAGAAUUAUGUUAAGUAAAUGUUAUGGAGAAUGUGUGGUUUGCGUUAUCCUAAUAGAGUUUGUAGUUGUAGAAGAUUACUGCCAUGACUGCUUUUGUUUUUUUCCCAUCAGCCACUGCGGUUCUGGUGCAGGCCAGCAUAGAGGUGGAUAAAACAGGGGCCUCAUACUACGGAGAACAGACUUUACACUAAUUGGCCACCAAUGGGGAGACUUCUGCGGUGCAGCUACGUGAGUCUAGAUUUGUAUAUAGUGUGUUUUUACUCCACCGUUAUUUGUAUGUCUGAAGGCAAAGAUAUGUAAAAUACCAGGGGAACGACACUGGGGCGAUGGUCAUUCGGUAUGUUUUUAGCUGUUACACUGGACGUGUAGCUUUUGCCGGCGUGAGCGCGAGCCACAUUAUUAAGUGUUCUCUGGCUUGAGCAGCGCGUCAUUCUUAAAAAAUAGAACCAGUGCGCAAUUGUACGCUGAGCACCUCGAGCCUCUGACCGAGCCGCGAUGCUUAUGCCCAGGUUUAAUUUGAAUGAAUUUAGCUGAUGCUCUGUGGUUCAUAAACGUGUGGUAUCUAUCUGUGUUGUGAACAGAGAAGAACGGGCCCAUCUACGACGUGGCAUGGAGCCCCAGCUCCACCGAGUUCUGCGUGGUCUAUGGCUUCAUGCCCGCUAAGGCUACUGUCUACAACCUCAAGUGCGACCCCGUCUUCGACUUCGGCACGGGCCCCCGCAACGCCAUCUACUACAGCCCCCAGGGCCACAUCCUGGUCUUGGCCGGCUUCGGGAACCUGCGGGGCCAGAUGGAGGUGUGGGAUGUCAAGAAGUGGAAGCAGGUGUCCAAGCCCCAGGCUCCCGACUCCACCCACUUCGCCUGGUGCCCGGACGGUGAACACAUCGUCACAUCGACCUGUGCCCCCCGGCUACGUGUCAGCAACGGCUACAAGAUCUGGCACUACACCGGCACGGUUCUGUACAAGCAGGACACGCCAACGGGCACAGAGCUCUGGGAGACUGUGUGGCAGCCCUUCCCAGACGGGACGUUCCCUGAGAGGCCGGUAAAGUACCAGGCAGCACCCAGCGAGCUGGGCAGCACAGAGGCCAAGCCGGCCCAGGCCUACCGCCCACCUGCCCUGCGGAAUAAACCGGUCACAGCCAGCUCCAAACUGGUGAGUAGAGGGCCAGGGGUCAGGUUAGGGUUGUUUUCAGUAGGCAUUCAAUUGUAAAACAAAAAUGAGCAUAUAAAGGGAUAGUUCCCCACAUUCAAAUUAGGAUUUUUCGUGUUUCAUGUCCAAAUCAUCUUUAAGUAACUUUGAGCUACACAAUCAAUUUUAGACACUUUGGAAUGAUUUGGACAUAAAACACAUUGGUGCUAAUAUUAGUGAUACCAAGCAUUGGUUUUGUGCCGUAAAUGCUAAAAAGUUAGCAUUUGAAGACAGUGGCCAGGUAAACAAAACCAAAGCAUAGAUUGCUGUCAGACCUUGUCCAUAGACUGCUUACAGGGUAAAAGGAAACCAAUAUGUAAUUUUGUAAUUUGGGUGAACUAUCCUUUUAACCCCCUAAGGUCGAUGUCCGCGUGAAAAUCUAAUUAGCGUAAUAAAAUAAAAACAUACAGAUCUGUCAGUUUAAGCUAGAGAUAUCUGUUUUUUUGCAUUGGAUGUGUCUCAAUCCACCACAUCCGCCGAUGUCACACUUCCGCAUCUGCGGUGACAGAGCUAGAGCGGUGUUUGUCAGACCAUGAGACAUCCCGAAAAAUCUGUCUUCUCACAAAAUUGUCUGUAGCGUCCGAACGGUUUGGCCUAAAAACAAUUAUGACCCCUCUAUGGAAAGAUGAGACUCUCACGAACACGAUGGUGCCGUUGCUUUAGGACCUCCACAAGUUUCAGGAGACUCGCCUGAAGUGUGUACAUCCGAUCUGUUAACUUCUGUCUGUCUAGGACGCCCACAGGCCUCACAAGACCCGGCUGAAGGUCCCCCGGUACUGGUUGAAAAAAAUAAUGGAAGUAUAUAUGGAGACUGUUUUAAUGCCAAAAAUAUGGGGUUAAAAACAUGUAAAAAAAAACAAAUAUUUCCUGAUCUUUCUUAUAUGUCACAGAUAUAAGAGAGACACGUCAGAACCAUCUUCCUUUUGAUAUUUAUUUGGGCCUAUCUGUUGUUCCGUGUGUUUGUAUGGGCUAGUAGCAGUAAGGCCCAACAUUUUUUUUCAUCAAAUAUUUUGUAUAUAUAUUUUUGGGGGUCUUAAAAUUCAAAAUCAAAUAGCUAAAUUAUCCCUGGUACGACCAUCUUAAAACAAUUCCAAAUAGCUUAGUAGAACACCCCCACCCCCUCCCCUGGCUUAGACAGGGCUUAGACUCUGAUGGGUUAAAGGGUCAAAUACAGUUGUAUUGUAUUGAAUCCACCCCAGAGGAGGAAGACCUAUGAUGAAAAAUAUCCAUAAAUAUCCACCCUUUUCUCUGUCAGCAUGAAGAGGAGCCUCCACAGAACAUGAGGCCUGGCGCCACCGGGGACAAGCAGCUGUCCAAGACGGCUCUGAAGAACCAGAAAAAACGAGAGGCAAAGAAAGCAGCCAAACAGGUACAUUAUCUUCUCCUAAUGUGCGGUAAUGUAUGACAGAAGUGGAGAAUAGCUCAGAGCUACUGCUCUUGUCUAAGUUAUCAGAUGGGGGGAGUGGGAGGUAGCGAGGUAACCGAUCUCAAGUUAUGUGGGUAUUAUUUUUGUGACGUCUAAAACCUUCUAGGGUUGAUAAAGUUGUGUUUCCUGCUUGUGUAGGAGAUAAACCCAGAUGCCCUUGAGCCUCAGUCAGACCCAUCUCCAGCCAGCAGUGCUCAGCCUGAACCCUCCUGUGGCGACCCAGAGACUGACAAGAAGAUCAAGAACGUAAAGAAGGUGACAAAACACGUUCACUGUUUAUUAGUCAGUAGUUACUGGAUCAGUUGGUGGCUGAAGUAUCUGUAGUAAGCUGUUUGUUUCUUACAAAUGUACCUUACAGUAAUUUUCCAGAUUCUAUAUACACGUCUGUGGGGGAGCGAGUUUGACUUCUUACUGUAAUUGACCUUUUCAUUUUCACUGCUAUGAAAAGGCUUUAUCACAAGCAUACUGUAGACAAAUAAGUCUUCAGGAAGUUCCACUUCCACUAGCUGUACGUUAAUUCUGUUCAUUUCAAACUGACCCCUAGAAACUGAAAGCUAUCGACGAGCUGAAAGCGCUGCAAGCAACUGGGAAACCCAUUCAAAAGAACCAGGUAUUAUUCCGACAAACUACUGUCACGCACACGGUCAAUAUAUAUCCACAGUUUAUACAUUUGUGUAUUCGACUUGUAAAUAUCAUAGAAUUGUGUUAAAAUACGUAUAAUAUUUUUCUCCCUUGUCGUUUAUCUCUUUCAGCUUGAAAAGAUGGAAAAGGAGGCUCAACUCAUGAAAGAGCUUGAGGAUCUUCAACUAGGAGUGUAAAAGAAAAUACUGAAUUUGCCCAUGAAUAAAACACAAAACAUCCUUACCAUAUGAUCAAGAGCACUCCCAAAGCUAUAUUUAAUGGACACGUUCAGAUCUCAUACAAUUUUUACUAGUGGAGACACGUUGCAGUUGAAGGCUUCUCACAUUUUAACGUACAUUUGAGCCUUAAAAACUUAAGCAUCAAGGCACUAUUGCUAUGCAAUGUAUGUACAGGUUAUUAAAGCCAGUGAUGAUACAUAAUAUUUAGAAUUGGUGUAUAUAGUAAGUAGGUGAAGGUUUCAACAGCUAGAAGUUAUGUUGGUUUUUACUUUAAGUUGAAUGAACAACUUUCAGUUCAUUGAGAUUAUAAAAUAAGAAAAUUGAAUAAAAAAAUGUAUGCCGCCAAAACAGUUAUUCUUCUUCAUGGUUCCAAGAAAAGGUUGCUAAUUUCAUAAAUCAUCAAAAUAUAUAUAUAAUAAUUGAGAAUAGUUUGUGU